GCCUGAAGCAAACUGACCCACCUACAAUCCCCGUCUCUCAGCUUUAUCCUGGUAAAGAUUUUCCAAUUGGUGAAAUAAUGGAGUACACAAAUUCUACGGAUGGCCGGACAGCUAUUAAUCGAAUGACCUCUCAGGAGUGUCGGUUGCAGGAUGAAGCCCGUCUUGAGGUCUACCAGGAUAUCCGGCAAGCAGCCGAGGUUCAUAGGACGGUGAGACAAUACAUGCGACCCCUGCUGAAACCCGGCGUGCGUCUUUUUGACUUUUGCGAGCAGCUUGAGGCUCUCAGUCGAAAGCUGAUUAAUGAAAAUGGCCUCCAGGCUGGUCUCGCCUUUCCAACGGGCGUUUCUCUCAAUCACUGCGCCGCACACUACACACCCAACGCCGGUGAUGAUACUGUCCUCCAAUAUGACGAUGUGUGCAAGGUGGAUUUUGGUGUUCACGUGAAUGGCAAUCUCGUCGACUGUGCGUUCACUGUCCACUUCAACCCAAGGUACGACAAGCUCGUUGAAGCUGUCAGGGACGCUACCAACACGGGUAUCAAGGAAUCUGGCAUUGAUGUGCGUUUAUGCGACGUGGGGGAGGCUAUUCAAGAGGUUAUGGAGUCUUAUGAAGUUGAAAUAAACGGUGAAACAUAUCAAGUAAAGCCUAUUCGGAACCUCAACGGACACUCCGUUGGGCCGUACCAAAUCCACGCUGGAAAGUCCGUGCCUAUCGUCCGGGGUGGGGAACAAACUCGUAUGGAGGAAAAUGAGGUUUAUGCCAUCGAGACUUUUGGCAGUACCGGAAGGGGCGUGGUGCACGACGACAUGGAAUGCUCGCAUUACAUGAAGGAUUUUGAGGUCGGUCAUGUCCCUCUCAGGCAAGUCUGGCAGUUGCGUUUUCUCGUGCAAACUCGUGCAAGGCAACUCUUGUCAACGAUAGACAAGCACUUCGGCACAUUGGCCUUCUGCCGCCGGUGGUUGGACCGCCUGGGUGAAACCAAGUACCUGAUGGGUCUCAAAAACCUGGUUGACAACGGGCUGGUCAAAGCCUAUCCGCCCCUCGUUGAUAUGCGCAAUAGCUACACCGCCCAAUGGGAACACACUGUGCUUUUGCGACCCACUUGUAAAGAGGUCGUAACUCGGGGAGACGACUACUGA
Messenger RNA from Mesocestoides corti, 1139 nucleotides. Lineage: Eukaryota; Metazoa; Platyhelminthes; Cestoda; Cyclophyllidea; Mesocestoididae. The record is from the annotation of a GenBank genome assembly.